GAUUAAUAUUGAUCAUUAUUAUCAGAAAAAAUUCUCUAUAUUAUUAGUAGAUUUCUAUUAUUAUUGAAUCUAUUUUUGUUACGACUAUUUCAACACUACCAUUAUUAUUAUUAUCGUCACAAUCACAAUCAUCAUCAUCAUGUCGACUUAUCUUCUUUCGGUAACCGUACGAAAAGCGAAACUUAUCGGAAAUGAUGCGGAAUUCACAACGUAUGUGGCCGUUAAACUUGAGAAUGUAAAAUCGACAACCGUUGCUGUCAAAGGAUGUAAUCCAUGUUGGGAACAGGAUUUUAUUUUUGAAACAAAUAGAUUGGAUACAAAUCUAAUAAUCGAACUAUGGAACAAAGGAAUAUUAUGGGAUAAAAUUAUCGGUUAUAUUUGCGUGCCUUUGAAUGAUGUUCCAUUUUUAGAACAAGCUUCCGGUGGUCAAUGGCAAUCAAUUGAUGCAGAUCUUCGUGUAUAUAAUAAUGAAGAAAUUUUUGGUACAUGUAAUUCAACUGGAAAUUUUCUUUUAAUCGAAUCACAUUUUGAGCCUGUAUAUGAAACACAAUUGGAAAAUGUGAAUGAAUUCAAUAGGAAUCUCAAUUAUGUCAAUAUUGGACAAUUGAAACAAUCACCAAUUGUUGGUGGACAAGUCGAACAAGUUUGUGCCUAUAACAUCGAUAAUGAUUCACAUUUUCAUGGCCAUCAACUUUAUUCCGGUCUUUCUGAAGACAGCGACUAUACAAGUGAUAUUAGCUAUCCAAAUCAACAGAAUCAAUACGGAUCAUAUCAUCAAGCAAAUUCGUCCUCAUCACAAUUUGAAACGAUAUCAAAAACUUUUAAUAAUAAACAAAAUAGCAGCACUAGUCAUCAAAUGAAUGAUAAUAUCACAAUGGCCAAUUCUAUUACGAAUCAUAAUAGAAUCAUAGAUGUAGAAGAUCAAUCAAAUGUCAUCGAACAACAACAGCAAUAUGGAUGUGUUUCUCAUACAACAAACGUUUUACGUGGUACUUAUCAGCAGCAGCAGCAGCAACAGCAGCAACAACAACAACAAUAUAUGGAUAGUCCAAGUACUAUACAAGAACGUACUACUAUCCUUGAAAAUGAUGAUGAUGAUGAUGACAAUGAUAAAAUUGAUGAUAAAGAAGAUGAACAUGAUCCAAAUUUUAUUUUGCCAUUGAUGAUGAUGAUGAUGAUGAUGAUCAAAUUGUUCCAGUUGUUCAUCAUCAUUCAUCGCGGCCAAAACGUGAAUUACCAUUUGGUGGUUGUACCGAUAUCGAUGCUAUACGAAGUCAAUAUCAGCAGAAAAAAAUUUGUCAAAAUAUCAAAACUAUUGUUGUGAAUAAUAAUCGUCAGC
Messenger RNA from Dermatophagoides farinae (American house dust mite), 1339 nucleotides. Lineage: Eukaryota; Metazoa; Arthropoda; Arachnida; Sarcoptiformes; Pyroglyphidae. The record is from RefSeq and is a predicted model, not a curated record.